Molecule: messenger RNA, 1108 nt
Organism: Porites lobata
Lineage: Eukaryota; Metazoa; Cnidaria; Anthozoa; Scleractinia; Poritidae
Source: the annotation of a GenBank genome assembly
AUGCACUUCAAACUCCCAGUACCGAACAGAAUUCUGGUAAAUCACGUGAUACAAAGUGCCCAGGUGAAAUCAGAGAUUGAGUGUGAGACAAACUGUUUCGCUCACGAUGACUGCAUGUCUGUGAACCUCGCACCAUUACAGGAUGGAAACUAUUUGUGUGAGUUGAGCAAUUCAGAUCACGAUAUACAUCCUGAAGACUUCAAACAAAUGGAUAGAACCUUAUUCAAACCGGUGAAGGUAAGUCUGGUCACUUCCCAAAUUAAAUGUUUGCUUUAAUUAGCAGGUUUCUUUUGUGAACACAAGGUUCGGCGGAUUGCUUAAACCGCUCGUCUAGAUCUGUUUAUCUUUCGAAGAAGUUUUGUUUUGUAGGUUUUAUUUACCGAGAAAAUUGUACCUAAAUAUUUAGGUGCUACUCCUUAGGCGUUCUUGCUCGCGUGAUGGAUGCGUCAGAUCUGAUACGCAUGCGCCCCUCGCCCUGACUAUGCGGUUUGUGAUCUUCAUCUCGUUCAUGAUACCAGAAUUAAACUUUAUGCCUGAACUAGAAUUUUAGAGGAUUGAAAAGCGGAAUGAAUUUAUUCAUUUGUCUUUCACAGGAACGAGUUUUAUCUCGAUACCAUUUAAACGGAUAUAGAAAAGUAUAUGGAGAUGACAUGCGAAGUCUUUUCGGUAACAUGUGAAGACUCCGCCUCUGAGACAUCAGUGGUUUGUCCAAAUGAUUAAUUCGCCUUCCCAUGAUUCGGAAAUUUUUUGACAAAGUUAUUAUUUUUAAUGGGUAUUACCGGAGGGAACGGUUUCUCCUCCUUCAUAGUUUUUUCCUUGAGUCAUAGGAAUGCCCUUAAAGCAGGUUAUAUUUUUUAGGACGACUUUUAGUUUCCUUCCUGUAUUGAUUUCAACACAGAACCUUUGUUCAAGGAACUCAUGCCCUAUAAGAGACCGAUGUCAAACAGGUUUUACUGAUAAAGGGUACCGUUGCGUGGCUACAAAUAAAACUUCUGGAGAAACUGGAAACAUCCCUGUGGAAAGUGAUGAUGAAGGUGACCAUGACAACGAUGAUGAUGAUGAUGAUGAUGAAGUUGGCGAUGAUGACGAUGACGAUGAUGAUCAUUAG